This is a messenger RNA of Galleria mellonella (greater wax moth), 3900 nucleotides long. RefSeq names its product ATP-dependent DNA helicase Q5-like (gene RecQ5). The transcript has 11 exons. Gene Ontology annotation, biological process: double-strand break repair via homologous recombination. Gene Ontology annotation, molecular function: four-way junction helicase activity; nucleic acid binding; ATP binding. Lineage: Eukaryota; Metazoa; Arthropoda; Insecta; Lepidoptera; Pyralidae. The coding region runs from base 257 to 3766 and encodes 1169 amino acids. Gene Ontology annotation, cellular component: chromosome; cytoplasm. The record is from RefSeq and is a predicted model, not a curated record.
CUACGUUGUCAUACUUACAGAGUCCAUUAUAGAAUACAGUUUGGUAACAUAGAUUCAUACAAAAACGUCAUUCCAACUGUCGCAGGCUUGUAAGGUAUCUAUGGAAAUUGAAAACGACAAAUUUUGAGGUUGUAAAUUAAUAUUUAUAAUUUUACAUUCUAAUAUUGAUACAACAACAAUAACUAAUAAAAAGCCGAUAUAUAAUUAUCACAUGAUUUCUUCUGUAAAUGAUAAUUAAAUAAAAAGAAGUGUAAAAAUGGAUAACAUAAGCGAGAAACUAAAUCAUUAUUUUGGCCACCGAAAGUUUAAAAGUGAACUUCAAGAACAAGCUGUUAGGGCAAUUGCAAGAGGUGUCCAUGAUGUGUAUGUAUCAAUGCCUACGGGUUCAGGUAAAUCCUUAUGUUUCCAAUUACCAGCAAUGUUGCAAGAUAACAAAGUUGCAAUUGUCUUCUCACCAUUACUGGCCUUAAUAAAAGAUCAAAUAGAUCAUUUAACAAAACUCAAGAUUUCAGCUGAAUCUAUAAAUUCUAAAAUGUCUUCAAAAGACAGAGAACGUGUAUUAAAUGAUUUGAGAAGUAUGAAACCAAAUACAAGAUUCCUUUAUGUGACACCCGAACAAGCUGCAACUGGAACUUUUAAAUCUCUUAUUGAACAUCUAGUCAAAUAUAAGAAGAUUUCAUAUGUAGUUGUUGAUGAAGCUCAUUGUGUAAGCGAAUGGGGUCAUGAUUUUCGUCCUGAUUAUUUAAAACUUGGAGUUCUACGUGAGCAAUAUAAAAGCAUACCUUGGGUAGCACUCACAGCUACUGCAAGUGCAGAAGUUGCUAAUGACAUAUUGUCGAACCUCAAAUUGUUGCAGCCUGUGGCAAAAUACAAAACGCCCAGUUUUAGAAAGAAUCUUUUUUAUGAUGUUAUAUAUCAGAAUUGUAUAGAAGAUGAAAUUGAUCAUUUGUUGGAAUUUUUAAAGAAAUGUUUGGGAGAAGAUGGAAAUGUUAAACCUAAAGAUAAAAAUGCAGCUAUAGUAUAUUGUCGAACAAGAGAUCAAACUGAAGAUAUAGCGAACAUGCUAACGAAAAAGGGAUUAAAAUCGUUUGCUUAUCAUGGAGGUAUGAAGUCGUCAGAUCGUAUAUCCGUUCAAGAGCAGUGGUCGCGUGGCGAGUAUGCAUGUGUAUGUGCAACUAUAUCAUUUGGUAUGGGAGUGGAUAAAGCGAGCGUUAGGGCUGUCGCACAUUGGGGCAUUGCCCAAAAUGUUGCAGCAUAUUAUCAGGAGUCUGGAAGAGCUGGACGAGAUGGAAAACCAGCAUUUUGUCGCAUCUAUUAUUGCCUCAGAGAACGCAAUGCUGUUGAUUUCUUGCUUAAAACUGAAUUGGGGCGUGCGAAAACACCAGAACAGAAAAAAAGAUGUCAAAAUGCAUAUAAAAGUUUCGAAAUUAUGGUCAAGUACUGCGAGGAUGUUAAUCGUGUAUUCGGCAGAUGCCGUCACAAGAUGUUCGCGGAGUACUUCGGCGAGGAGGCGCCGGCGUGCCGCGGGCGCUGCGACGCGUGCGCGGACGAGCGCGGCGUGCGGCGCGCGCUCCAGCAGCACCAGCGCCGCGCCAUGACCGCGCAGCUGGCGCGCGGCGGCUUCGCCUUGCCCCCCGACACCGACGAUCUCUACGGCGGGGGCCGCUGCGGCCAGCAGAGGGAGACAGAAUCAUACUAUAGUGUUGAUAGCGGCGAUUCAGAUGGAGAAAAUAGUAGGCGUCGAGUAGCGGAAGAAACUAAAUCGCUUAUAUUGAAGGAAUUUGCCAAUAGAAAAAAGAAUAUAGAAAAAGACAAGGAUAAACGACAUCAUGAUGAUGCAGAAUCGGCCAAAUAUUCUAAGUGUAAAGCAGCCAGUAGUACAGGGACAAAAGUAAAUGGAUUAACUGUGGCAGGACGCGAAGGCUAUCUCUCUCUUCUUACUGAUGCUUUAAAUAAUAAUUUACAAAAUAUGGAAAAUAUUGAUGUUCCCAACAAACCGUUAUCGCGACGCGAUGUGGAGCAGUGUGCAGUAGAAUUGGAAUAUGAGAUAUUUUCUACCACUACAGUUAUUAGUCUCUACAGACGGUCAAUGUCCAAAUUGAUUUCGUCGAUAAAGACAUGCAAGGACCAUAUCUUUCCGCAGUUAAAAAUGUUUGUGCCUAAUAAACACAAUACGCUUAGUGAAUUUGUAAAAGAAUUCGAAUCACAAAAAUCGCAGUCAAAACACCGGGGUUUUGUGACAGCAUCACAACUUGAAAAUGCAAACCUUGACGGUAAAAACGAGGCAAGACCGUUGUCAAAAGCUGAUAAAGAAACAAAACGGAAAGCUAACUCUUUUAAAAGAGAUCCCUUACAACAGACUAAACUUCAAAGUUUUUUUAAAAAGAAACCUAAUGAGUGUACAAUGUCUAGUACAGAGGAAAGUGAGGAAGACAGUAAUCUUAUUAUAGACUUGUGUAAUGAAAAUGAACAUGAUAACACUACAUUAAAAUUGGAAGAAUCAAUGGAUUCAGAAAAUAAUCACAACAAUACGACGUUAAAAAUAAAUGAUAUUGACACGAAUACUGUAAGGAAGAGUGAAGUGAAAACAUAUGUUAUAAAUAUUACUUUACAAGGUGUACCUAGCACCGAAAAUAAUAAAGUUAAUAAUAAUAAUAACAUACAUAAUAAGCUAUUUGAUAAAACAAAAAUAUUGAAAUCGUCUAAAAACAUAAAUUCCACAGCAAAAAGAAAAAUCAAAGCACUUUUUGGCGAUUCAUCUGAAAGUGAUAUAGAAACAGAACAAAAAAUAUCGAAAAACAGUGAAAAUAAAAAUCACGAAGUAAACUAUGAACAUUUGAGUAAAAAUAAACGUUCACAUCACAAGCGACAUAAAAGUGAUAAAUACGAUAAAAGAAAAAAUGAGAGCAUUCAGACCGAAAAGGACACAAAAGAUCUAAAGCAAAAGGAGGCUUCCUUGGUAUUUGGUGAUUUAUCGGGAAGUGACUCUGACGAUCAAUUAAUAAUUGAUGAAUGUACAGUCCAAAGUGAUGAUGUUAUGAAGGUCAAGACAGACGAUGAAUCCCAUAUAAAAGUAACUGAAUUGAAUGAUGAAAAAAUAGAGGAAGAUUAUAAAUUAAGUGUAGAAGCUGAUAAAGUACUAGAAACAUUAAAGCAGUUUUCUGAAAUUCCUAAAACUGAUCAAUGUAAUAAUAUAACUUCGAUUAUUGCUAAUAACGGCAAUUUAGCUUUGGAUGUAAAUAACGUAAUACAAAACACAGCACUAAGCAAAGAGACAGAUGAUGUAUCGCAGAAACAAAAAGAAUUCUCUGAAGCUAAGAGCAUUUCCGAGAAUAACACUGAAGUUAUAAAAUGUGAUACUAUUAAAUCAUCAUAUAUCCUUAAAGAACAUAAAGCAUCUAAACAUAGAAGUAGUUUAAAUAAAAGUAAUAGUGAAAGACAUAUUUCAAAAAAACUUGAAAGUUCUAGUGCUAAAACUAAACUCACACACAGAACUUUAAAACUGAAAAAAGAUGCAACAAUAAAUAAAGCAGAAAAAGUAGAUCUCGCAGAACUAGUAGUGAAACUUCUUAUGCCAUAUUAUAAGAAGAAAAAGAUAAAUAGUAGGGAUCUUUUUAAAAUCACAGCUCGUCAUAUAGUCCAUCAAUUAUUGGCUAUACAAGUGACUGAAGCUGCUAUUGAUAUGUUACUGAAAAAAGCAUUCAGCAAAGAUUUUAAAAUAGAGAAUGAAAAUGAUUUAGCAAUUAAAUUAGAUUUAAGCAAGUGAUACUGAUUUUUAAUUAUUUAUUAAUGGCAUGUUUUAAAUGCCUAAACUUCUAUUUAAUUAGUUUAUUUAUAUGAUUUAUUAACUGUAAGUGUAUUUAUAUGAUGUCACUUUUCCCAUUUUGAAGUUUGGUCUAU